This is a messenger RNA of Daktulosphaira vitifoliae (grape phylloxera), 1405 nucleotides long. RefSeq lists its product as uncharacterized. NCBI's taxonomy places the organism in Eukaryota, Metazoa, Arthropoda, Insecta, Hemiptera, Phylloxeridae. Bases 297 to 1049 code for a protein of 250 amino acids. The transcript is spliced from 2 exons. The record is from RefSeq and is a predicted model, not a curated record.
UUACACAUAAAGCUAAAAUAUCAAUCUAUCAAACUAAUAUAUUAUUUGUAUUAGUUGUAAUUAGUAUCAACAUGAUGUUAAGCAGUAUUAAGUAUUUUUAUAAAAUAUGUAGUGUUGAAAUAAUAUUUCAAUUGAAUAUAUUAGUAUUUGAAUUUCAAGUUAAACCCAUUCCAACUAUGAAGUGUAAAUAAUCAAUUGGAUAAAUUAUUAUGAUAAUAGAAAUUAUAUAGAAAAAAUGGUCAAAAACAUUUCAUUUUGAUACUUGUGUAAAAUAAAAAGUAAUAUUAAAUUUAUCAAUGAAAGGAUUGGAGACUAGACAGACUUCAAAAUAUCAUCAUAAAACUUUAAGAAAUGGUAAAAUUUUAAUACCUAGAAAAACAAAGAUGGAAAAAAAAAUUACUAUAAAAGCCAAGAAUAAUAUUCAGCUACCUCUUGAAAAAAUUAAAAUAGAUCGCUUCAAAGUCAAAUUAAAUUCAGUAAGUGAUAUUAAUAAAAACGAUAUUCCUAAUGUUAAGGUUUCAAACAACACUGAAAGAAUACUUAAUGGACGUAAACUUUAUAUAGUUCUUACUAAACUGCCAUUAUCAAUAGGUAAUCGGGAGUCUUCAAUUAUUGAUGACCAAAAUAAUAACUAUAGCAGAAAUGGUUAUAAAAAAUUAGAAAACUUUAUUAACUACAAUGAAAUUCAAAUAUAUAACAAUCAUGAGUUUGGUUUUACAUCAGGGAGAGAUAAGUAUCCAAAAAAUAGUCAAUCAAUAUCAUUACCAAUUUUACAAAAUGGUUCUAGUAAAAAAAAAGUAAUUAAACAAAAAAAACUAGUUGAUGAACAAAUCAAUGAACGAAUAACACGAGGUAAAAUUAUUAAACAAAAAACUGAAGAAAGAAAACAAUUAGAUAAAAUAAUGUUUGAUAAAUUUCCAAAAGAUACAUUUAAAAAGUUAGAUGUUCAGUUGAAUGAUAUAAGUAAAGAAGUAAAAUUUCUGAGUACUCUAGGUUUAAGAUGUCGCUGUAAAUGUCCACUUACUAAUGGAAAAAUAAGAAGAACAUAAUAUUUUUUCUAAAAUUUUAUUUAGUUUUAUAUUACCUAAAAACAAGUCUAGUAAAAAAUUCAAAUUAUCAGGUUUAUAUUAAAAAUAUGUAAAAUUUCCCUUCUAAUUUUUUUCAACUAUAUUAUUCAUGUAUUUUACUUUGAAAAUAAAAUUUUUAGUAUAUUAUUGUAUAUUAAACUUUUUCAAUACUAAUACAUUGGGAAUUUUUUCUUAUGUAUUUAUGAAAAAUAGUUUGAGAGAGGUAUCAACUAUAAAGUAAAACUCUAAUUGUUAAAACUUAAUAAUUUUACAAAUUCAGUUAGUAUUAUAAUCUAUUAAAAAAAAUGAAGACAGCAUUAGAAAUCUAAUGUUAAAUA